AUCGUUGUGACCGUCCUCGACGCCAUCCAUUUUCAAAUCCGCUUCACAAACUUUUGGGCGCUCAGCUGAUCCGGAGACCAUCAGGAUCAUCAUCACUAUAUACCAUCCUUGAUUAUUUCGUUUAUUCGCGGGCUUGCUGCAUCGAUGACUAAUAAAAAGAAGACUCAGGCAAAGAAAAAGCAGGCUCAGGCCGCUCAGCAAGCACAACGGCCCCAGCCAAAUGGCGUCAACAAAAAUCCGGUUCCUUCGCAGAGCCCAGACCCGCCUCCGGAACCUACACCUCCAGUAUCUCCAUCUACAAGUUCUACAACAACCAAUGGCAUUCCUAUUCCCCGUCAGGAGGGCCCUUCAGCAGAGGAAAUAAAAGAGCGUGGUAAUGUAGCUUUCAAAGCAAAGCAAUAUAACGAAGCUAUCGAGCUCUAUACCAAGGCUAUCGACAUGAAACCCACGGAACCAUCAUAUUUCACUAAUCGUGCCGCAUCUUACAUGGCCUUGAAGCGUUUCCGCCCUGCACUAACGGAUUGUCAGCAGGCUGCUACACUCCAAUCCGCAGACCCCUCCUCCAAGACUCUCAUCCGUCUCGCACGUUGUCAACUUGCACUUGGUUUGUCAGAGCCUGCAUUAACUGCCCUACGCUCUGUCCUUGCAUUAGAACCCACCAAUGCUGCUGCUGCACAACUAAAAGACAAAGUACUCGAACUAGAGGCUCAUUUACGUAACUUCGAGUCUUCACGCACACGCAAGGAAUGGGGCAUGGCACGUCUCGCAUUAGAUAAAUGUCUACAAAGUAUCGAAGGUGAGGGCGGCGAGAUACCAACUCAGUGGCGUCUAUGGAGAGUCGAACUCGAACUCUCACGAGGCAGCUGGGAUGCUGCCAACAUUGCUGCCAACGAUGCUCUUCGAUUAGAACCCAACUCGCCGGAAGUCCUUGCCCUUCGUGGUCUCGUGCUCUUCCUCAGCGGUAAACUACCUCAAGCGCUACAACACGUUGCUUCGGCGCUCCGCCUUGAUCCCGGUCACGAGCCGGCACAGCGAUUGCGCAAGCGCGUAAAGGACGUAGAGCGCCUCAAGGAAGAGGGAAACACCGCUUUCAAGGGUGGCAGGCUGCAAGACGCAAUCGACCGAUACACAGAUUGUCUCGACCGAAUAGGUGAAAUCGAGGAGGAGGGCAAAGGCGGGCAAAUUCGCGCCACUCUUCUCUCAAAUCGCGCAACCACACUCGUGAAGCUCGACCGGUACGAUGAGGCGCUCCUAGAUACAGAAGCCUCUCUCGCAUUAUGCUCGACAUCCUUCAAAGCGCUCCGUACUCGUGCACGUAUCAACUUGCAUCUCGAAAAAUACGAUACUGCCAUCGUAGACUUUAGGGCAUCGAUGGAACAAGCCGAGUUUGAAGGCGUCGAAGCCGACGUCAGAUCCCUGAGGGCUGAACUAAAGAAAGCCGAGGCAGCGCUAAAGCGGAGCAAGACGAAGGAUUACUACAAGAUCCUUGGCGUCGCUAGGGACUGCAGCGAAGUCGAAAUCAAGAAAGGCUACCGAAGAGAAAGUCUCAAACACCACCCAGACAAAGGAGGUGACGAAGAAAAAUUCAAACUUGUCGUUGAAGCGCACGCAGUCCUCUCAGACCCCCAACGUCGUGAGCGAUACGACAUGGGCGAAGACGAAGAUGGACAGACGGACGGCGGUAUGGGAGGCGCUGGAGCGUUUAACACUGCGGAUCUUGCAGAGAUAUUUUCUCAGUUCCAGGGUGGGGGACCGUUUGGAGGUGGUGGUGGGUUUGGGGGUGGUGGUGGGUUUGGGGGUGGUGGUGGGUUUGGAGGCGGUGGUGGGUUUGGUGGUCAGGGUGGGUUUGGUGGAGGCGGGUUCCACUUUCAUUGA
Messenger RNA from Suillus paluster, 1875 nucleotides. Its product is annotated as protein prenylyltransferase. The record is from RefSeq and is a predicted model, not a curated record. The transcript has 8 exons. Bases 145 to 1875 code for a protein of 576 amino acids. NCBI's taxonomy places the organism in Eukaryota, Fungi, Basidiomycota, Agaricomycetes, Boletales, Suillaceae. Gene Ontology annotation, molecular function: protein binding.